Molecule: messenger RNA, 998 nt
Organism: Limanda limanda (common dab)
Lineage: Eukaryota; Metazoa; Chordata; Actinopteri; Pleuronectiformes; Pleuronectidae
Gene: med27
Product: mediator complex subunit 27
Exons: 7
Coding region: 13-948 (311 amino acids)
Biological process (GO): regulation of transcription by RNA polymerase II
Cellular component (GO): mediator complex
Molecular function (GO): transcription coactivator activity
Source: RefSeq, a predicted model, not a curated record
CAGACAGACAAGAUGGCGGACGUGGUGAACGUCGGGGUGAAUCUUGACGCUUUUUCUCACGCUAUCAAUGGAAUCCAGGCCCUUCGCUCCAGUGUGAGCCGGGUGUUCGAGUCCCUGAAGGACGGGAUGAAGAACCGGGAGACGCUGGAGGGGCGAGAGAAGCAGUUUAUAUCCGAGUUCCAGGACAAUCUGCAGGCGGUCAACAGAGACCUGAAUGAGCUGGAGCGUCUCAGUGGUCUCGUGGGUCGUCCAUCAGAGUCUCAUCCUCUUCAUAACAGUGGUCUCCUCAGUCUGGAUCCAGUUCAGGACAAAACUCCUUUAUACUCACAACUGCUUCAGGCCUACAAGUGGUCCAACAAGUUGCAGUACCAUGCUGGUCUGGCUUCCAGUUUGUUGAACCAACAGUCACUCAAACGAUCGGCAAAUCAAAUGGGAGCUUCAGCCAAGAGGCGACCCAAAGUCCAACCCAGUACUCUGGUACUUCCUCCUCAGUACGUGGAUGAUGUCAUCUCUCGGAUCGGCAGGAUGUUUCCUGAUUUGACCAUCGAGUUGUUCAGACCUAACGGGACAUCAGCUGUUCUACUGGUGACCCUGGGGAAGGUGUUAAAAGCGAUUGUUGUGAUGCGUUCACUGUUCAUUGACAGAACGGUCGUUCGAGGAUUCAAUGAGAACGUUUACAACGAGGAUGGAAAGCUGGACAUCUGGACCAAGUCUCAGUACCAAGUGUUCCAGAAGGUAACUGACCACGCCACGACCGCCCUGCUGCAUUACCAGUUGCCCCAGAUGCCUGAUGUCGUGGUGCGUUCCUUCAUGACCUGGUUGCGGAGCUACAUCAAGCUCUUCCAGUCGCCGUGUCAGCGUUGUGGUCGUUUCCUGCAGGACGGACUUCCUCCCACGUGGCGGGACUUUCGGACCUUGGAGGCGUUUCACGACACGUGUCGCAUGUAAACAAACACGUGACGUUUCGGUUUCAAGUUUUAAUAAAGUUUCAUUUUUUA